AUUACCAGCGGAGAGACACGGGUGGAGAAAUGGAGCGUACUUUUUGGUGAUUGAGGGGGACCUACUCUGACUCCCGCAGGCAGAAGCGGUAGUUCUCUCCCAAGGACAAGCAUAUGUUUCCAAAUUCCACCCUGGGUGGUGGACAUAUCUGGAUACUGGAUAUUAAUUAGCUAAACAUAAAUGAAAAUCGCCUGGAACGACAGCAAGGCAAUCCCGGAAAUAACAGACGUACCCUCAGCCGGUCACGUAGGCUGCGCUACUGGAGCUCUGCGUUCCAGAUAGAAACAUCAUCUCAAGCUUCAGAAUAUCAGAAAACAUUUAAAUAUAAGACAAAUGUGAAAAUAUUUCAAGAAAAACCACGAAUGAAAGAAACUGAGGCAUAUUCGGAGCUAUUCGGACUUUUUAAUAUGAAACUUUCCAACGCUGCGGCACCGCUCCUCUCUCGCAGACUCGGCAGUUGUACUACACACCCUCUCGCACAGUGGCUCUGGUAAAAAAUGAGGCGAGGACGUGGGCUACGUGCACAUCCAGCACUAGACGAGAUGAAAUGGAGAGCUUGGAACACACGGACCUUUUAAAUCCAAGCUCUUCCCACGGACAUCGCAGUUUUUCAGCCUCGCAUGAGAGAGUGACAAACGGUGAACACAUAUUCGGAGCUGCCGAGCAUCACCCUUUCCAGACCAACAUGGGACUAAAUGGACUAAAUAAAUACUGCCCGGGCAUGGCGCCUGUUGGGAGCGCCACGGCUGCGGAGUUACUGUCAGGUCUGUCUUCCAAAGCAAGCUCUUCCGGAAUCAUGGUUUUAAAGAAGCAGCCGAAUGCUGGGCUGCCGUUCUAUAACGGCGGGACCGUGUCUCCGUCCGCAACCAUUGAGGGCAGCCACAGUGGGGUUUUGGCGCAAACUCCCAAUGGUUGUCCUCUGCAAGCCAGGGGGGUGGGGGAGACACCGAAUGGCCUUGCGCAACCCCUCGGCAACAGAGCACGCCUCCUGGAGAAUGGGGACAGAGCACAACAUGAGAAAUGUGCUCUUCUAAUGAAGAGGGCCAAUGGUGACCCGCAGGUCAAACCGCACCAUCGGAAGCGGAGAGGCGGAGAGAACCGGGACAUGGGUCUGGAGAUGCCCAAAGGAUGUGGCUUGUCAGCGGGGUCAGGUCUAGGAUCUCUAGGUAUGAUGUUCUACGGACCAGGAGAGUCGAUAACCCCGGACUGCAAACGGAGACUAGUGGCGGAGAGCGACGUUCACAAAGCAGAGCCCUCCAAACCAGGCAAGGCGGUUCCGCUCGCUGCUAAUGGCGACAACAGUGUCAACAAUAACCUUAGCAACCACAACCACGGCGCCACCCCUUACCCCCCUUUGCCCGCCCCUCACAGCAACAAGCUGCACCACAAUGUACACAAGGUGACACAGCUGAGCACCGGGUCCGUUCCAGACCAGACGUCCCCAGUAGAGUCCAACAGCAUCCCGUCUCUACGGUUACAGGCCGGGGAGGGCUGGUCGGCGGAGCAUAUCGCCCAGAAGUACAUUGUGCCUUGUAUGAAUUCCUACGGUAUCUGUGUGAAGGACAGUUUCCUGGGGCCACGGCUGGGUGAGUCCGUGAUGGGCGAGGUGGAGAGUCUGAAUCGCAGUGGGAAGUUCCGCGGCGGUCAGCUGGUUAGCCAGAGGAGCAUCCCUUCGCGGAGUAUCCGUGGAGACCAGAUCGCUUGGGUGGAGGGGCACGAGCCGGGGUGUGAGGGCAUCGCCACGCUGAUGGCACACAUCGACGAGGCCGUGAUGCACAGCGCUGCCAACGGGCAGCUGGGGGACUGUGUCAUCAACGGGCGCACCAAGGCUAUGGUGGCCUGUUACCCAGGUAACGGCACGGGGUACAUCCGUCACGUGGACAACCCUAACGGUGACGGCCGCUGCAUCACCUGCAUUUACUAUCUCAACAAGAACUGGGAUGUCAAGGUUCAAGGAGGUCUGCUGCAGAUCUAUCCAGAGGGGAAGAGUGUGGUGGCCAACAUAGAACCGCUGUUUGACCGUCUGCUCAUCUUCUGGUCCGACCGCAGGAACCCACACGAGGUUAAGCCAGCCUACGCUACACGCUAUGCCAUCACUGUCUGGUACUUUGAUGCCAAGGAGCGGGCCGAGGCCAAAGAGAAGUACAGAUUGGCAACCGGACAGAAAGGUGUUCAAGUGCCCGUCACUCAAAACAACAAAACCUAAAUCCCGUCCAACCCGUCCAACCCCCCCACGAGUGCUUUCUGGAUGUGCAUGUGCCUACCCGCGCUGCUAUUGGACAUUUUAUUCUGAGGGGAGACGCUGUAAACCCAGCAGGCCCUGCCCACUCUGUCUCUGUCAGUCGUCUGAAACAGCUCUUGAUUGGCUGUGAGGAAAUACGGCAGCAUCUGAUUGGGCGGUUGAGGGAAAGGGGGCGGAGAUGGAACACGGUGGAAUCAGUUGGUGAGAAGAGCGAGGUAGGGUCAGACUAACUCAGGUGGCAUAAGGGCCGAAGAGGAUGAAGAUGACUCAUCUUAAUCACAGAAGUAAAAAAAAAAAAAAAUUGAGACAAGGAACCGAUUGGACCGGCUCUUGUUUUUCAGUUUUUGCCCUUUCAAUAAUCAUCGCUGUUUAUAUUAUAAUCAGAAAGCAAUCUUCUCUGCUCAGCUCAGUCAAAAGAUGAGGGUAUUUUGUCCAAUCAGAAAGCAGGCCUAAGGAGACAGGAGCACCCUCUGUAUGGUCGGAGGAAAACGAUUGCAUCCGGUUUUCAGGGGAAAUGGAAAGCGAGCCUGUGACGCGACUUCCACUUUUGGACGUUAGCAAUCUUAACUCCUCCAAAUGUACUAGAUUGGUUCAACAGUGCAGAAGAGAACCUCCCCCAACAUUUUUGUUCUUUCUUCUCUCCCAUCAGGUUAGAACAGGACAGUUAGGGAAAUGUGUUUGGAGGUCCUGACCAUCACACACAUCGUGAGACAUCCAGCAUGUUGCCUCAGCUACAUCCAGCCGUCAAUCAACAACGCACCGUUAAAAAGGAAGUGACCUCACAGGAAAUGAACCUUUACAUAUCAUACAGCAGGGUGGCAUUCAGCUUCUCCCAGCAGUCAUGUUGCUGGAGAAACUGUUAGGGUUAGCCACCUGCCACCAGCGUACAGAGAAGACUGAAGACUCUCUUUAACGCAGAGAAGACUCUAUUCAACUCGACUUUUAACUCGACUAGUCAUACAGAUUAAGUGCUUUCACAGCCUCCUCAAUAAUGUUUGUUUUUUCGUGCGACAGCCAGUGAGAAUCUAAGGAGUGUGCCAUGUCGGGAACGCAAUGUAACAAUUCCAAGAGCGUGUUUUUGUUUGUGAAACGUUUUGAAGGCGGCGCCGACGCAAAGCUCACACAGACACUUCCACAAAAACACUGGAACCUGUGCAAGCCGUCGGUGGGUCGGGUCGAAACAGGGUUUGCUGAAUGUUUCUAGGGUGUAUUUUGUUAACGUGUGUACGACUGUGUGCAUCUGUGUACGUGCGUGAGGGAGUGUAAGAAGAUGUACUGUACAAGCAAACCUGUUUCUAGUACCUUAGUGGUCCCAAUUGCACCUGCAUGCCCCAACCCUACUGGUACCAAGACUAGAAGCUGCAUCAGCACUAUCAACAUCACCUACAGUGCAUUCUGGUCUACUCACACAUACAAUCGAUUGGACAUGGUUUACCACGACAUCUGAAUUGAACCUGACCCCAAACCCUCUGUCAACCUUGUUCAAUUCCACAGAAGCAAACGUUAAUGCACAGAAGGGUCUGUGUGAAAGACCAGAAGUCUCCACAAGAAUAGUAAACAAACAAAAAUUUGACCAACUGGGGACAUUUUGUUAGUCCCCAUAAGUAUAGUUCUAUGGGGUUAAGGUUUGAAUUAUGGUUAGUGGUUAAGGUUAGGUUUUGGGGUUAGGGGUUAAGGUUAGGUUUUGGGGUUAGGGGUUAAGGUUAGGUUUUGGGGUUAGGGGUUAAGGUUAGGGGAGGGAAAAUAGGAUUUUGAAAGGGAAUCUGUUUUGUGUCCCCACAAGGCUAGUUAAACAUGACUGUUUGUGCAUGUGUGCACCCUGGCCUUGAAUGGGGGUGAGGAUGCGCUUGACUUUGUGUUUGUGUGUGUGUGUGUGUGUGUGUGUGUGUGUGUGUGUGUGUGUGUGUGUGUGUGUGUGUGUGUGUGUGUGUGUGUGUGUGUGUGUGUGUGUGUGUGUGUGUGUGUGUGUGUGUGUGUGUGUGUGUGUGUGUGUUACAGACUGGGUAAGAGAGAAGUAAAAAAUAUCACUUUUCAGAAAUGCUAUCUGUAAAUGAUAACAAUGGAAAUGUAGAAAAUGCUUUUAUGCUGUGGAUAAUAUGGUUAUUGAGAUGCAAUAGUAACGAAAACAAUGAGAACAAAAUAAGUUGCCUAAUUUCUUUUCUGAAUUUUGCAGUAUUUAAUUAAAACGUGUUUUUGUAUAAGAA
Oncorhynchus keta (chum salmon) is the source of this 4446-nucleotide messenger RNA. RefSeq lists its product as uncharacterized. The record is from RefSeq and is a predicted model, not a curated record. Lineage: Eukaryota; Metazoa; Chordata; Actinopteri; Salmoniformes; Salmonidae. The coding region runs from base 548 to 2206 and encodes 552 amino acids. Gene Ontology annotation, molecular function: peptidyl-proline 4-dioxygenase activity; ferrous iron binding; L-ascorbic acid binding. Gene Ontology annotation, cellular component: nucleus; cytoplasm. The transcript is spliced from 6 exons. Gene Ontology annotation, biological process: cellular response to hypoxia; peptidyl-proline hydroxylation to 4-hydroxy-L-proline.